Molecule: messenger RNA, 762 nt
Organism: Wallemia mellicola CBS 633.66
Lineage: Eukaryota; Fungi; Basidiomycota; Wallemiomycetes; Wallemiales; Wallemiaceae
Product: SAICAR synthase-like protein
Exons: 3
Biological process (GO): inositol phosphate biosynthetic process; phosphatidylinositol phosphate biosynthetic process
Cellular component (GO): cytoplasm; nucleus
Molecular function (GO): inositol hexakisphosphate kinase activity
Source: RefSeq, a predicted model, not a curated record
UUACCUUCCGUCCCUUUAAAGCCAUUCAAGAAUCAAGUUGGUGGCCACCAUCCUAUUUUCCGCUUCUCACGCAGAGCGGUCUGCAAGCCACUUGUGAGAAGGGAGAAUCAGUUUUAUGAAUCGAUAGAGCGUGAUCAUCCCCUAUUGUUACAGUAUAUACCACAGUAUCUUGGUACAAAUAAUUGUCGUACUAGUAGUAGACUUGAACAAUUCCUACUUAUGGAAGAUUUAACAGGCAGAUUAAAAGCACCCUGCGUACUCGAUCUAAAGAUGGGUACUAGGCAGUAUGGAGUUGAUGCAACAGAAGAUAAGAAAGCAUCGCAGAGGAAGAAAGCAAAAAAGACUACUUCACAUUCACUUGGACUAAGAUUAUGCGGUACACAAGUAUAUAACGUCCGCAAAAACGAGUAUACGUUCCAAGAUAAAUACUUUGGUAGGAAUGUACAAGCGAACAAUUUCACAGAAUCUUUAUCAGCGUUUUUAUACAAUGGUGAAAGAAUACUUGUUCAUCAUAUACCAGAUAUCUUAGCAAAGUUAUACAAAUUAGCGAGAAUAAUUUCUAGAUUGGAUGGUUAUAGAUUUUACGCUAGUUCACUAUUAUUUUUGUAUGAUGGUGAUGCAAAAAUUCAGAGAAGAUUAAGUGAAUCAUUUAGAGGGUAUAAUGCCAAAGUUGACCUAGAUACUGGUAUGCUCUAUGCGCGUUAUCCACCAAAGCAUCCGACUGAACCUGAUUAUGGAUAUUUAAUAGGAUUGUUGAAUCUC